Molecule: messenger RNA, 344 nt
Organism: Meloidogyne enterolobii
Lineage: Eukaryota; Metazoa; Nematoda; Chromadorea; Rhabditida; Meloidogynidae
Source: the annotation of a GenBank genome assembly
UUUUCUUCAAACCAAUUCAUAAGAAGUUCAAAAUUAACGUCCUCAAAAUCCUUUACUAGAUCCUUAUUAGAAACAACACUUACAUGUUCAACUUUGUCUUCCUUCUUAGCUUCGAACAAAUUCAUUGGGAGGUCAAGAUCAGUUUCAUUUUCACACUUCUCAACCAAAUUCGUUACCUUGAUAGUGGUUGGAACAGAAUUUUUCAAUUUUUCAACCAAUUUAAAUUCUUUUUCAUUUUCAAAUAGCUUCAUAGGGAACUCAAUAUUAGUCUCCUCAAGAUCCGACACAAAACUCUUUUUCUUAAUUUCUGGUUUGAUUGUCUUUUUGCUGUUAAACUUUGUUGG